UCAAACAACAGCAAAAAUGGAAAACGUUUUGAAUAAACAAUUUGUAAAAUUAAAAGAAGCAAUGGAUGAAAUUCUGGAUUUGAAACAAACUGGACACGUUUUUGAGUUAAAGCAAUCUUCGGCCGCUUUGAUGUUUGUUGCACUCAAGCAUUCCAACCGGGAAGUUAAGCGAAGCAUUAAAUCUGGAAGAGACGAAUUGCAUUUAGAGAAGUCAAAAGUUGACCUCAGCAGAUUGCAUUUGCAAAAUCUGUUGUACGAAGUCAGCCAUCUAAAGAAGGAGAUUGUCCGUUGCCAGAAAUUCAAGAGUCGCGAUGCCUACUUGGAACUAUUGUCUGAUAAAGAGUAUUCCAGCAAAUUUGCGGCUGAUUCCAAGGAAACAGCUAAUAUGACUAACCACAAAACACAUCUAUACCGUUUGGAGUGCGAGCUACGAUUGCGUAAAGAACUGGAUAAUCAGUAUAGCACCUUGCUGACAUCGAAGCAAGAAUUACUGCAGGAAAAUCUGAAUCAAACUCAAAGAUACCUUUCAUUUGCUCCAGCCUUGCGAACUUUGCUAGAUUCAACAAAGCCAUUGCACGAUGCUCUGCAACUCUCCCUUGACGUUGAAUGGAAACUGAGCUCAAUUGUUAAAUAUUUGCCAAGGCCAUUGUAUAUUUUAUUUAUAAACCUCGAGUCCUUGCAACGUGCAAAUCACGGAUUUUCGUUUAAACCUGAAAUAAUUGGUUUUGAGAGUGAUGUACAAAUGCAAGCAUUGCUUCUAGAAACGGAAAAUUCUUUAAAGGAGCGUCGACAUUUUCAAGAAGUGAAUAAUCCAUCGGAGACAACAGUUAAUAAUGUGUUGGAACGAGCGCUUAAGGCUCAUCCACUUCAUAUACGCCUGGUUAUGGAAACCCUAGACAAGUCUUAUGAAUUGGUAUUAUUCGUACGUUAUUGGACAUUACUUAAAUGCUGCACAGUACAUGCGCAAUUAAAUAGUUUUAAUACUACAAAUGUUCAAGGAGAUACAAAUUUGCUGCAAAAUCUACUUGGACAUUUGUAUCCCAACGACGUGGGAAAUAAUAUCCCUGUGCCAGGCAUUGAGUAUGAGUUGCAAAACUUAAAUUUGAGCUCUGAGGAAUGUUUGGAAUACCUUGUUAAAAAUGGAUUUGGAAAACCAUAUUGUUGGGUACAAAACAUGUGCUCAAUAGCGACCGUCAAUAAAAAUAAGUUAUUCAAUCAUGAACUAAACUUACAUAAGUGGACUCGUGAGGUAUUCGCUAAAAUCUCGAAACGCUUGCACUCCUGGAUGAGAUUAACCCAACAAGUUCGUGCUUUGACCUAUAAGGAUGUCGAUUUGUACACUUUAAAGGAAAAUAUCUAUCCGGAAGGGCUGUCAUGCAGUCUUGUGCAAUGGACUGUCAUAUCUACGGAAGAAUUCAAUAUUCAAAAUUCCGAUUUGCUAACUAAUUUGUCGUCUCACAAUGAAAUCACAUAUACUUCCUACAGAGCUGUGAUCGUACGUGGAUCCGCUAAAAUGGAGUGCUUUAUUAGAAUACCAAGCAAUUAUCCAAUGGAAAUCCCACUUUGGAUUUUAAGCGUGCACUGGAAUGGACGACACACAGCAAUGAAUAAUUCAGCUAUCAAGAUGAUGGAGUACUGGACAAACUCGUUACAGCCCAAGGAUUUGGAGAAGAAUCAUCGACUGCUUUAUGCACAGCUCUUUCGCACCAUUUACAGUUUUGAUAUAUUCCUCGAGACAGAAGGAUCUAUGCAGACCACCAGGGAAUACAACAAAGAGAAACCAUACAUUAGCGCAUUCGCAAAGCGUAUUCGCUUACGCCCGUUCAGAUAUAUAGCUAAGGGUUCUAUACACACUUUUAAACAAUAAAUGAAAUGAAAUAUA
Drosophila innubila is the source of this 1882-nucleotide messenger RNA. It is a transcript of the gene thoc5, whose product is annotated as THO complex subunit 5. The transcript has 6 exons. Gene Ontology annotation, cellular component: THO complex part of transcription export complex. Gene Ontology annotation, molecular function: mRNA binding. The record is from RefSeq and is a predicted model, not a curated record. Lineage: Eukaryota; Metazoa; Arthropoda; Insecta; Diptera; Drosophilidae. Bases 17 to 1867 code for a protein of 616 amino acids. Gene Ontology annotation, biological process: positive regulation of DNA-templated transcription, elongation; mRNA export from nucleus.